Molecule: messenger RNA, 1044 nt
Organism: Penicillium longicatenatum
Lineage: Eukaryota; Fungi; Ascomycota; Eurotiomycetes; Eurotiales; Aspergillaceae
Product: electron transfer flavoprotein subunit alpha/FixB family protein
Exons: 3
Coding region: 1-1044 (347 amino acids)
Cellular component (GO): mitochondrion
Molecular function (GO): flavin adenine dinucleotide binding; electron transfer activity
Source: RefSeq, a predicted model, not a curated record
AUGCUACCAAUCGCCAGACACUCCGUCUUGCGGGCAGCCCGCUCGCAUAUUUAUCCCACCCGUGCGCUGAACCAGUCGGCGUUGGCCCGCCUUCUCUCGACCCUCGCCGUCCUCGAACAGCGCGAUGGCAAGCUGCAGAACUCCUCCCUGUCUGCAAUUGCUGCGGCACAGAAGCUAGGUGGACCAGUGACAGCUUUCUUGGCCGGCGCUGGCGUCAAGGGCACUUCCGCCGCCGAGGCUGCUAAAAUCAAGGGUCUUGACAAGAUUGUUGCUGUGGAGAAUGACGCAUAUGAGAAGGGCCUUCCUGAGAACUUUGCCCCUCUUCUUGUCGAAAACAUCAAGAAGGGCGAAUACACCCACAUCGUUGCUGGACACUCGGCCUUCGGCAAGAACGUGCUACCCCGCGUGGCCGCUCUUUUGGACGUCCAGCAAGUCUCGGAUAUCACUGGAAUCGAGAGUGAAGACACCUUCGUCCGUCCCAUCUACGCUGGAAACGCCAUCCUGACCGUACAGUCGAGCGAUAACAUCAAGGUGAUUACCGUCCGAGGUACCGCUUUCCAGGGCGUUGAGACUGAAGGCGGCUCUGCCGAGAUUGUGGAUGGAGUGGACUCCAACGCCCCUGGGCUGACUGAGUGGGUGUCCGAGGAGCUGGCCAAGUCUGAGCGUCCCGAUCUCUCCACCGCAUCACGUGUUGUAUCCGGUGGCCGUGGUCUCAAGUCGAAAGAGGAGUUUGAUCGUAUCAUGCUUCCGUUAGCCGACUCUCUAGGUGCCGCUAUCGGUGCUUCCCGUGCUGCCGUGGACAGCGGCUUCGCUGAUAACAGUCUGCAGGUUGGCCAGACCGGUAAGAAUGUUGCUCCUCAGCUUUACCUCUGCGCCGGUAUCUCCGGUGCCAUCCAACACUUGGCUGGUAUGAAGGACAGCAAGGUUAUUGCAGCCAUCAAUAAAGACCCCGAGGCCCCCAUCUUCCAGGUUGCUGAUGUUGGUCUGGUGGGUGACCUCUUCGAUAAGGUGCCUGAGUUGACCGAGAAGUUGAAGAACGCUUAG